AUGCCAGCAAGAUUUGAAGGAGUAAACAAUCCAAUGAUGCGCGACCAAACGAUUCCAAACGGGGUAUCCCACUCAGCAGACAACGAGAUAGUAAUUACCGGGUUUUCCGGUCGUCUGCCAGAAUCAGAGAACAUCGAGGAGUUCAAGCGAAACCUCUUCGAUGGCAUAGACAUGGUAACAGAUGACGAGCGGCGAUGGCCGCGAGGCUUGCACGGGUUGCCCGCCCGCACAGGGAAGCUGAAAGACCUAGCAUCAUUCGACGCGACCUUCUUCGGAGUGCACGCGAAGCAAGCAACCGUAAUGGACCCGCAGCUGCGAAUGCUCCUGGAGCUGACCCACGAAGCCAUCGUCGACGCAGGAAUCAACCCAGCGGAGAUCCGCGGCUCCAAAACUGGAGUCUUCGUCGGAGUAUCAGACUCAGAGUCCGACGAGUUCUGGACUGCAGACCCAGACAUGGUCAACGGGUACGGCUUGACCGGGUGCUGCCGCGCCAUGUUCCCCAACAGAAUCUCCUACACCUUCGACUUGACCGGUCCGUCUUUCGCAGUGGACACUGCAUGUUCCUCAUCUCUGUACGCGAUGCACCAAGCCGUGAUGUCCAUGGAGACCGGGCUCUGCGACGCAGCCAUCGUCGCCGGAGUCAACCUAGUCCUGAAGCCCACCAGCUCCCUGCAGUUCCACCGCUUGAGCAUGUUGUCGCCCGACGGCAAGUGCAAGGCCUUCGACGCCUCAGGAAACGGCUACGUCCGAGCAGAAGCCGCCGUUGUAAUUUAUUUACAAAAAGCCAAAGACGCAAGGAGAGUUUACGCGACAGUCGUCGGCUCCAGGAUCAACGUCGACGGUAAUAAAUCCGAGGGAAUCACCUACCCUUCAGGAAAUAUGCAAAACAAAUUGAUGAAGGAGCUCUACGAGGAGUCUAAAAUUGAUCCCAGAGACGUCAUCUACGUAGAAGCUCACGGAACUGGUACUAAAGUUGGAGAUCCCCAGGAGGUAAACUCAAUUGCGAACUUGUUUUGCAAGAACCGAAGCUCUCCGCUGCUCAUGGGGUCAGUAAAAUCCAACAUGGGUCACUCUGAGCCAGCUAGUGGACUCUGUUCAAUUGCUAAGAUGCUGAUUGCUAUGGAGGCUGGAAUAAUUCCAGCUAAUUUACACUUUAGUUCUCCCAAUCCUGACAUCGCGGCUCUAAAUGACGGGAGGAUCCAAGUUGUUGAUAAACCUACGCUCUGGAAUGGAGGAUUAGUAGGAGUUAAUUCCUUUGGUUUUGGAGGAGCUAACGCUCAUAUUAUCUUAAGAAGCAAUCCAAAGCCCAAAAUUCCUCCGGUAUUGAAUGUAGAAGUGCCCAAGAUUGUUGGAGUAUCUGGUAGGUCAGCAGAAGCUUGCGAUCUUUUCUUAGAAAAGGUCAAAGAGCAGCAGAAAGACGAUGAGUUUGUAGCUUUAGUACACAGUGUUCAUAAUAAAAAUAUUGUUGGACAUAAUUACCGAGGGUUCCAAAUUUUGGGAAGUGAAGUUAAGGAGAUUGAUGAGUAUCAUUCUACGCAGGAAAAGCGACCUAUUUGGUACGUCUUUUCAGGAAUGGGAACUCAGUGGACUGGAAUGGGAAAACAGUUGAUGGGAAUAGAAGUUUUCCAGCGCAGUUUGCGUCGGUGCGCAGAAGCACUCAAGCCGGAAGGUGUUGACCUGUUGAAUUUAAUUUUGAACGGGACUGACGAGACUUUUGAGAGUGUUUUAAACAGCUUUGUCUCUAUCGCUGCGAUCCAGGUGGCUUUGGUGGAUGUUUUGACACUAAUGGGCAUCCAGCCGGACGGAAUUGUCGGACACUCUGUAGGAGAGUUAGGUUGCGCGUAUGCUGAUGGAACUUUCACGCCCGAGCAAACUGUUCUUGCGGCUUACUGGAGAGGAAAGAGCAUUCAGGAUUCUCAAUUACCACCUGGAGGAAUGGCUGCUGUUGGUCUGAGCUGGGUAGACGCUGCUAAAAAGUGUCCUGCUGAUAUUUCACCAGCUUGUCACAACUCUGCUGACUCUGUCACUGUUUCAGGACCCGUUGAGUCUAUCAAGAAGUUCGUUGAAGACCUCAAGGCUGAAGGAGUCUUCGCGAAGAUCGUCAACAGCUCCGGAGUCGCCUUCCACUCAAAAUACAUCGCCUCAGCAGGUCCUAAAUUGAGGACAGUCUUGGAGAAAAUAAUCACCAGUCCCAAGCAGAGAACUUCAAGGUGGAUCUCUUCUUCAAUCCCCGAGUCCGCCUGGGGAACUCCUUUGGCGCAACUCAGCUCGCCAGCGUACCACGUCAACAACCUUCUCUCUCCAGUGCUCUUCCAAGAAGCAUUGAAGCACGUGCCUGAAAAUGCAAUCACUGUUGAAAUAGCGCCGCACUGCUUGCUCCAAGCGAUUCUCAGACGCUCCUUGGCUCCAACAGUGACCAACGUUGGCUUGCACAAAAAGGAUCACUCUAACAACCUCGAAUUCUUCUUGACCAACGUCGGCAAGCUUUACAUCUCCGGUGCUCAGCCGGAUUUCAGCAAACUCUACCCACCUGUAAGCUUCCCAGUUGGUCGAGGAACACCCAUGAUGAACUCCAUCAUCGGCUGGGACCACUCUGUUCAAUGGGAGGUCGCUGACUUCUCUGGAAAAACUGCAGGCUCUGGAGAAACUGUCGUAGAGAUUGACUUAUCAAAAGAAGAACACGCUCACAUUGCUGGACACACCAUCGACGGAAGAGUUUUGUUCCCCGCUACCGGGUACUUGACAAUUGUCUGGAAAACAUUCGCAAAACUCCAUGGUAAAGAUUUUGAAAAAACUCCAGUGAUUUUGGAAGACGUCCAGUUCCACCGCGCGACAAUUAUGCCCAAAGAAGGUCCAGUGAGAUUUUUGAUCAACAUAUUUGAGGGAACAGGUGCUUUUGAAAUUUGCGAGGGCGGAUCUCCAGCAGUGACUGGUAAAAUCCGCGAGUCAGAAAACAUCCAGAAGGACCAGCUUAAUUUGCCAGUACCUACAGUCAAGAGCGAGUCUGAUUUACUGAACCUGACCACCGGAGACGUCUACAAGGACCUGAGACUCCGUGGGUAUGAUUACAACGGAAUCUUCCAGGGAAUAAAAUCGUCAGACAAUCGUGGAACUGUUGGAGAACUUGCUUGGGUUAAAAACUGGAUUUCAUUCAUGGACUGCAUGCUGCAGUUCAGUAUCUUGGGAAAAGACACCAAGGAUUUAUACCUCCCAACGCGACUCCAGUACGCUGCAAUUAAUCCAGUAGCUCAUCUAGAGGCCGCUGAAGCUCUGGAAGAAGAAUCAGGUUUCCCGGUGUACUCCUACCCCGACAUCAGUAUUAUCAAGGCAGGAGGUGUUGAGUUAAGAGGCAUGAAAGCUUCUCUCGCUCCAAGAAGACAGCAAACUCAAUCAGCUCCCAAGCACGAGCGAUAUGUCUUUAUUCCGUAUGAAAAUGCUCAGACACUCGUUGAAGAUCCUACUAAAGCUCGCACUCACGCUUUGACUGUCUUAUUGCAGACCAUUGUUGAGAACCUGGGAGUCAUGAAGGUCAAGGGAGUCGAAGCCGCGGGAGAACGAAGCGCAGAAGCUCUUCUGGCUCCAUCUGUGGUAGACAUCUUGCUCAGCGAACCAGCGUUAAGUGUUGAUAUGCAAGUCGCUGCUACUUCUCCAGAAAACUACACUGCUAAUUUAGAGCAGUGGGAUAUUAAAACAGUCGCCAAGGAUUUGACUAAGACUCCGGUGGGUCAGGACCUUCACUUUGUUAUCGGCGCGGAUGUACUCAGCAAUGGAAACGCUUCAGGUCUUGCUAAUUUGGUAGCUUCUAUCAAACCAGGCGGUUUUGUCAUUUUGGAAGAAACUGGAACGCCUCAAAAGUCCUACCUGAAAAACUCUGGACUUGUUUUAGCAGCAAGUCAAUCUUCUCCAGGAAAAUCUUACCUUCUGUUGAAGAAAAUUGAAGACACUUCUGAGCCGAUAAUCAUCCAGAUAACCGAAAAGAACUUCUCGUGGUUGGAAGGCGUGAAGGCUGCGUUGAAAAAAUCCGAGACUGAGAACCAGAAAAUUUUGCUAGUGUCUCAAGGCGAGGAACUUUUGGGUCUUAUUGGACUGAUGACUUGCAUCCGUCGCGAAGCAGGAGGCCAAAACGCGCGCUACGUCUUCAUUCAAGACAAAAACGCUCCGAAAUUCGCUUUGUCGAAUUCCUUCUACUCGUCACAAUUGAACAAACAGCUGACUUCAAACGUCCUGAAGGGAAACCAGUGGGGAAGCUACCGUCAUCUGCGCAUGGACUCUCAAACAGAUGUGUCUUCACUCCAAGUAGAGCAUGCUUACAUCAACGCACUCACCAGAGGUGACUUAAACAGUCUCAGGUGGAUAGAAGGCCCCCUGAGUUUCUACCAACCAGAAAAAUACCCCGACAGCGAGCUCUGCCACGUCUAUUACGCGCCUCUGAACUUCCGAGACAUUAUGCUGGCCACAGGAAAGCUUCCACCCGACGCACUUCCAGGUGAUUUAGCCGGCCAGGACUGUAUUUUAGGUCUUGAGUUCGCGGGUCGCGACAGCAAAGGCACCAGAGUCAUGGGAAUGGUCGCUGCCCGAGGAUUGGCCACUACUGUGCUAGCUGACCCAGGUUUCAUGUGGGAAAUUCCUGAAAAAUGGAGCCUUGAAGAAGCUGCUACAAUUCCUGUCUGCUACGCGACCAGUUACUACGCUUUGUUCGUCCGAGGAAGACUCCAGCCUGGAGAAAGUGUCCUGAUCCACGCUGGAUCUGGUGGAGUUGGUCAAGCAAGUAUUGCAAUUGCCCUCCACGCUGGCUGCAAUGUAUUCACCACGGUAGGUUCUCAGGACAAGAGAGACUUCCUGAAGAAGACCUUCCCCCAGCUGACUGACCGCAACAUCGGGAACUCCCGAGACACCAGCUUCGAGCAGUUGAUUCUUACUGAGACCAAGGGCAGAGGAGUCGACGUGGUCCUGAACUCUCUUGCUGAAGAAAAACUCCAGGCAUCUGUCAGGUGUCUCGCCAAGGACGGGCGCUUCCUUGAGAUCGGCAAGUUCGAUCUGAGCAACAACACUGGCCUAGGAAUGGCCUUUUUCCUUAAGAACACCAGCUUCCACGGAAUCCUCCUGGACGCGCUCUUCGGAACCGACUCUAUCGAGAAGAAAGAAGUCGUCAGGCUGGUCUCCGAGGGAAUCGCCAACGGAGCAGUCAGACCUUUACCUGCUACAGUCUUCUCCGAGCAGCAGAUCGAGCAAGGGUUCAGGUACAUGGCUUCAGGAAAGCACAUAGGAAAAGUUUUAUUGAAGAUCAGAGACGAGGAGACCCGCGGAGUCGCUCAGCCUGGACCUAAGACAGUUGCUGCUAUUCCAAGGACCUACAUGAACCCAGACAAGAGCUACGUUCUUGUUGGAGGUCUAGGAGGCUUCGGACUGGAGCUUGCUAACUGGUUGAUCACUCGCGGUGCCAAGUAUAUUGUCUUGACCUCCAGGUCUGGAAUCAGAACCGGGUACCAGUCUGUCUGCGUGCGUCGCUGGAGAGAAAUGGGCAUCAAUGUUUUUAUAUCCACUGCUGAUGUCACCACGCUCCAGGGUGCUGAGAAACUAAUGAAGGAGUCCAGCAAGCACGUUCCUGUUGGAGGAAUAUUUAAUUUAGCAGCUGUGCUGAAAGACGCGUUGAUUGAGAACCAGGAAGAGGCGCAUUUCAAAGCAGUAGCGCUUCCUAAAGUCGAUGGUACUAAAAACUUAGACACUGCCUCGAGGAAAAUGUGUUCUGCGCUGGAUUACUUUGUUGUAUUCUCUUCUGUUUCUUGUGGAAGAGGUAACGCUGGUCAGACUAACUAUGGGUUGGCUAACUCUGCUAUGGAGAGGAUCUGCGAGCAGCGGCAGGCUAUUGGACUCCCUGGACUUGCCAUUCAGUGGGGAGCUAUUGGAGAUGUGGGUCUUAUUCUUGAGACCAUGGGUAAUAAUGAAACUGAAGUUGGAGGAACUUUACCCCAGAGGAUGUCAAGUUGUCUGGCUACUAUGGACACGUUCUUGCAGCAGCCACACCCGGUGCUUGCUUCCAUGGUGCUUGCUGACAAACACAAGCAUGGAGACACUGGCAGCCAGGUCAGUAUCCUGGAAGCAGUUGGGCAUAUUUUGGGAAUCAAGGACGUCAAGACUGUCAACAAGUCCAGUAGUCUGGCUGACCUGGGUAUGGACUCGCUGAUGGGCACGGAGAUUAAGCAGACGCUGGAGAGAAACUACGAUUUAGUUUUGUCUGCUCAGGAAAUUAGAGGACUUACUUUUGCUAAGCUCGCUGCUCUUGCUAACGGUGGAGAGGAAGUUACUUCCAGAAGCAACUCUCCAGGAAAACUUGGCUCGCCUAAGAGUCCAGAUCAGGAAGAAGACUCCCUGCUGUUCCAGUGCUCAGGAUCUGAGAUUGUCCCGCAUGAAGCGGUCUUGAGACUGAACAGCGAUGACAUCACCGGGCAGCCGAUCUUCUUCGUUCAUGCUAUUGAAGGAACUAUCUCCAACAUGAAAGGCCUGGCUGUCAUGUUCAAGAGACCUGUCUAUGGACUCCAGUGCAUCAAGGACGCGCCUCUGGACUCCAUAGAGAACUUGUCACAGUUUUAUGUCUCCCAGAUUAAAAAGAUCCAAAAGAAAGGUCCUUACACUCUGAUUGGAUACUCAUACGGUGCUUGUGUUGCUUUUGAAAUGGCCUUGCAACUGGAGAGUCAGGGAGAAACUGUCACGCUUAAUUUGAUUGAUGGAUCUCCGGAGUUUGUUAACAAACACAGCGAAAGCAUUGGAAAAAAUGCUACGCAAUCUGGGUCUACUUUGCAGAGUGAUGGAGAACGUAAAGCACUUGCUUUCUUUGUAAGACAAUUGAAUGCUGAUGUUAACUUUAUCAAGGCGUAUGCUACACUCAGAGGAAUUGACAGCCAUGAAGAAAUGAUGGAAAAAAUGCUGGAACUUAUUGGACCAACGCCUUUUGAAGGCGAGGACAUCAAAGAUGCUAGUUUAUUAUUUUAUAAAAAAUUAUAUGCUGUUAAUAAGUACAGACCAUCGGGUAAAUUCAAUGGUGAUGUUACUCUUAUUAAAUCAACGGACAGUUUUAUGUCACUCAGUCGUGAUUAUGGACUUACUGAGUUUUGGCAGAGACGUUGGUCAUCCGUGAGAAAAAAGUGGGUUUUGUUAAAUAAAUUUUAUCUGCAUCAACUCCAAAGUGAUGAGCAACAGCAUGCUGGAUCUUAG
This is a messenger RNA of Cotesia congregata, 7212 nucleotides long. NCBI's taxonomy places the organism in Eukaryota, Metazoa, Arthropoda, Insecta, Hymenoptera, Braconidae. The record is from the annotation of a GenBank genome assembly.